Molecule: messenger RNA, 6860 nt
Organism: Nyctereutes procyonoides (raccoon dog)
Lineage: Eukaryota; Metazoa; Chordata; Mammalia; Carnivora; Canidae
Gene: ZNF84
Product: zinc finger protein 84
Exons: 7
Coding region: 701-2812 (703 amino acids)
Biological process (GO): negative regulation of transcription by RNA polymerase II; regulation of immune system process; regulation of cytokine production
Molecular function (GO): RNA polymerase II cis-regulatory region sequence-specific DNA binding; DNA-binding transcription factor activity
Source: RefSeq, a predicted model, not a curated record
CUCCGCCGCAGUCGGAUCAGGACUCCGCGGACCCCCGGCAGCGCACGGAGGCUGGUGGACCUGGAGGCCGCGAGGGCGGGGGCCGCAGGGCCGGGUCACGUGUCUUCUGGGCCUGCGCGUCCGACGGCGGAGGCCUGGGAACUACGGGAGGAUGAUGAAGGUUGCCCCUUUGUGCUGAAGACAAAUGGGAGAGCGGUCACAGAAGUUGCCAAGUCCACAGAUCCUGGAUACUCAAGCGAGCCUGCUCAUGUGACACAGUAAAGGCACUCUUGGAGCCAGGAACCUGUUCAUGGUGUGAAAGACCUGGCCACGGCCUCAUAGUGGCCUCAUAGAGGCUCAGGGUGGGGCAGAUCUCAGAUGUGCUACUCAUCUUGCACAGGCAACAGAAAACGACCAUGUUACAGAUUUUAUUUAUUUAUUCAUGACCGAGAGAGGCAGAGACACAGGUAGAGGGAGAAGCAGGUUCCAUGCAGGGAACCCGACAUGGGACUCGAUCCUGGGUCUUCAGGAUCACCCCCCGGGCCAAAGACGGCACUAAACUGCUGGGCCACCGGGGCUGCCCUAAGUGUUCCUUCUUAACUAUGGCGGUUCGGUGUCAUUGGCUGUGGAAGCAUUGUCAUUUGAAGAUUUAUUUGUGGACUUCACGCAGAAGGAAUGGCAGCUCCUGGAUGGCAGACAGAAGGACUUGUACAAGGAUGUAAUGUUGGAGAACUAUAGCAGCCUCGUUUCACUGGGGUAUGAAGUUGUGAAACCUGAUGUCAUCUUCAGGUUGGAGCAAGGAGAAGAGCCGUGGAUAGGAGCUGGAGAACUCUCAAGUUUAGACUGUCCAGAACAAGUCUUGCAAGUAAAUGGUCACAUGACAUGGCACCAAGAUAACCAGGAGAAGCUUAGAAAUAUGAAACAAGAUGAUGAAUGUGAUGCAUUUGGAAAAAAAUUCAAUCUGAGCAUGAACUUGAUUCCUUUAAGGAAAUCAAACAGUGAAGAUGAUGUAGAUGGAUUACUUUUAAAACGUCACUUAGAUUUACUUAUUCCAAAAGCAGAUUAUGGAAAAACAGAACCAGAUGGCUUAAGUGUAUUUGAUAAAUUGUUUCUGCAUACCAAGCCUGAGGAAACUGAUACUUGGUUAAAAUAUUAUGAAUAUGAUAAAUAUAAAAUUAGCUCUAAGAAGUCACAGAUUAUCAUAUAUCACAGAACUCGUUUAGGGGAGAAACUCUACGAAUGCAGUGAAUGUAGGAAACGCUUCACUAAGAAAUCCAGUCUCAUUAAACAUCAGAGCAGACAUAUAAGAGAGAUUGCCUAUGGCUGUGGGAAGUGUGGCAAAACCUUUCCCCAGAAGUCACAGUUUAUUACACAUCACAGAACUCAUACAGGAGAGAAACCUUAUGAUUGUGGCCAGUGUGGGAAAGCCUUCUCCCAGAAGUCACAGCUCACAUCACAUCAGAGAACACACACAGGAGAGAAACCAUAUGAAUGUGGUGAAUGUGGGAAAGCCUUCUCCCGGAAGUCACAUCUUAUAUCACAUUGGAGGACACACACAGGUGAAAAACCCUAUGGGUGCAGUGAAUGUGGAAGGGCCUUUAGUGAGAAGUCAAAUCUUAUUAAUCAUCAGAGAAUUCAUACAGGAGAGAAACCUUUUGAAUGUAGAGAGUGUGGGAAAGCCUUCAGCAGGAAGUCGCAACUUGUUACUCACCAUAGGACUCAUACAGGGACAAAACCCUAUGGAUGUAGUGAUUGUAGAAAAGCCUUCUUUGAGAAAUCCGAGCUCAUUAGACAUCAGACCAUUCAUACUGGAGAGAAGCCUUAUGAAUGCAGUGAAUGUGGCAAAGCCUUCAGAGAGCGGUCGAGUCUCAUCAACCACCAGAGAACUCACACGGGAGAGAAGCCUCAUGUGUGCAUUCAGUGUGGGAAAGCCUUCUCCCAGAAGUCACAUCUCAUAUCCCAUCAGAUGACUCACACAGGAGAGAAACCCUUUGUAUGCAGUAAAUGUGGGAAAGCCUUUAGCAGGAAAUCUCAGCUUGUUAGACAUCAGAGGACUCACACAGGAGAAAAACCCUAUGAAUGCAGUGAGUGUGGGAAAGCUUUCAGUGAAAAAUUAAGCCUUACUAAUCAUCAGAGAAUUCAUACAGGAGAAAAGCCCUAUGUCUGCAGUGAAUGUGGGAAGGCGUUUUGUCAGAAGUCACAUCUCAUAUCACACCAGAGGACUCACACAGGAGAGAAACCCUAUGAAUGCACGGAGUGUGGGAAAGCCUUUGGUGAGAAGUCAAGUCUUGCAACUCACCAGAGAACUCAUACGGGAGAAAAACCAUACGGGUGCAGGGAUUGUGAAAAAGCCUUCUCCCAGAAGUCACAACUGAAUACUCACCAGAGAAUCCACACAGGAGAGAAACCCUAUGAAUGCAGUCUUUGUAGGAAAGCUUUCUUUGAGAAAUCAGAAUUAAUUAGACAUCAAAGAACUCACACAGGAGAAAAACCGUAUGAAUGCAGCGAGUGUGGGAAAGCUUUCAGGGAGAAGUCAAGCCUCAUCAAUCAUCAGAGAACACACACAGGAGAGAAACCCUUUGAAUGCAGCGCAUGUGGCAAAACCUUUUCUCGGAAAUCACACCUAAUACCACAUCAGAGGACACACACUGGAGAGAAGCCCUACGGCUGCAGCGAAUGUAGGAAAGCCUUCUCUCAGAAGUCACAGCUUGUUAAUCACCAGAGAAUUCACACAGGAGAGAAGCCUUACCAGUGCCAUGAAUGUGGGAAAGCCUUCUCCCAAAAGUCACAGCUCAUUAAUCACCAGAGAACUCAUACAGUGAAGAAUUCCUAGGAGUGGAGUUCAUACCAAGUCUUUGACAGAGAUCUCACCUCUUCGUACUUCAGAAAACGCAGUUAUGGUAAAUCUUUCAAAUAAAUAAUUGCAUCACAUUAUGUGUCUGUCUGGUAAUCAUUAGGAUAGGAACUCUGAGGUUAUGUAGGGAAAGCCUUCAGCAGAUUAACUUAUUCGUAUAAGAACCCUGAGAGUAGAAUGAGCCUGUGAGAUGCAGUGGAUUUCAGAAAACUGUCAGACAUACAGCAGGAAAUUAAUAGCAAUGAGGAAUACUGUGAAUGUCAGAAAGCUUUUCAAAGGUCACAUCUCCUUAGCAGUUGGAAAUAUCCCCACUGGGGUAAACACUAGUCCAGUAAGUGCAGAAAAACCCCAUGAAUGCAGCAAGUGAUGUAAUAUUUUUAUCAAGAAAUCACAGCUGUUGUGCAUUCAGAACAUACUCUCAGAAAUGAAGCUCAGUUAAAAUACUAAAUAUGGGACAAUCUUCAGCAGGUAAUCCAACCACAUUGUAUUUUGGGGAAAUUCAUGUUGUGGGCAAAACUACUAAUUUAAAGACCUUGGAAAUAUGCCCCUAGAAGUAAAGCUAUCAAGGGAACCUGUACUUUUUUAUUAAUAGACAUGGUUAUCAAAAAUUCCCAAUUCUGGGGCAGCCUGGGUGUCUCAGCAAUUUAGCACCGCCUUCGUCCCAGGGCCUGAUUCUGGGGACCCGGUAUUGAGUCCUACAUCGGGCUUCCAGCAUGGUGUCUGCUUCUCCCUCUGUGUCUCUGCCUCUCUCUGUGUUUCUCUCAUGAAUAAAUAAAUAAAAUCUUUAAAAAAAAUCCCAAUUCUGAUGGUUGAUAUGCUCACUCUGAAGAAUGAAGCUUUUAAAAUAUGUGAAUAGGGAUACCUGGGUGGCUCAGUGGUUGAGCGACUGUCUUCGGCUCAAGGCAUGAUCCCAGAGACCCAGGAUUGGGUCCCACAUCAGGCUCCCCUCAAGGAGCCUGGUUCUCCCUCUGCCUAUGUCUCUGCCUCUCUCUGUGUCUCAUGAAUAAAUAAAUAAAAUCUUUAGUAAGAAUAUGUGAAUAAAUUGACUCUUUGAAACAUCUAAAUAAGACAUUUCUCAGUGGUAUUAAUGACUUAUUUUCCUGUGUCUCACAGGGUGUCUCAUAUUUUGGAGUCAUAUGCUAAUGUGAUUGUGAGCAUGAAAUGCACAUUCCUGGUAGUGCCUCUGAUGUCAGGACACAUACGUGCUGCUGGUUUUUCUGUUUCAAUGAUACAGUGAAAAUGGUAGCUGAUAAUAAUACAUCUUACUGCUAAAUAUCCAGCUUAAGUGAUAGCACAUCUUUUUUCCUUAUGGCCUAUUGGCAUAUAAAAGGGAUCUGUUGUUGCUGCCCUUUCUCUUCAGUUACAAAAGCCAACAUUAUAUGAAGUGUGCAGUCUGAGAGUCUGAAACAAUUAUAUAAAAUCUUUUUAAUAAGUAUUAAAAGGUAGGAGCCACAGCCUAGCUAUAGUGACUCAUGAGUGAUCAAAAGAAAGCAGGUGUAUGAACUAUCACUCAACAUUUAGGCUAGAUGGCAGUAGUGCUGUGUAGUCUUACUCCCACUCAGCUUGGCACCUUCGUGCGUCAAGUAGACAUACUUCAAGUGCUGUGUCCCCAAGUAUAGCUUGUAUGUUACUUCCCUCUGAUGUAUCACAAUGCUGUGUGCCUAUAUGUUUUUUGUGUUUCUUAAAAUCUCUUGUAAAAAAGCUAGAUGGAAAAACCAAUUUAGGAGUUAGCAUUCAGAUAAUGUAAAAUACAGAUUUUUGUGGUGGAAAAUAUAUUUUUGGUGUGUUCAAAGAAGCCUGUCUUGCCUUCCUGCGACUUGCUGUAAUUACUGGAUAGGUAUUAGGAAAUAGGAUUUUCAUUGUUGCAUCAUUUGAAAUAUCUGUGUUCCACCUUGUGUCAUUAGUUGCAUCCUCUACAUGGAGACUCCCACUGUGAACCUUUCAUGAUAAGUAGGGUUCGCUUUGGCAGUGCAUGAACCACCCCUUAGGUAGAACUUUGCAGUGAUCUCUACAAUGUUGCCUGAUAAAGUCAACAGUGUUCUUUGUAUGAUGGUGAAAUUCAGAAAAGUCCAAUCCUGAUCUUGUUACCAGACUUGGAAAAAAUCAAAGACUUCUCUCUUGCUUUAUCAGUAUGGCGUAUUGCGCUUUUGAUUCUAGCAGUGUCUUUUUCCUUUAGUUACCAAUUUUAGCAUCAUUAUUGAAUAUUUGGGACGUAGUAGUUUUCUAAACCACUGCACUGGAUUAAAAGUAUCUAGGUCCCCAAAUUUGUAUUCAUACUCAAAUGUAAGGACUUCCUACUUUUCUCCCUAAACCUAAAGUAUUUUUAGCAAAUUCUUUUGUAAUAGAAUAGUUACAGGGUGAUGUCUUAACUUUGUAGAUUUUCCCAUUUUUAAAUUUUCAUUUAUCAUGAUUCUCUUUCCCCUUCCCAGAGUUUGAUUCAUUAGUUUUUGGAUUGAGCUUUGAGUCUAUUGUCUAAACAUGAUCUAAUUUUGCUCACCUCAAUUCUAGGUUAUUUCAUUUACUGUUAAGCAGUUAAACCCAGUAUUUGUCUCACUAAAGAUUAGAAUUUCAGCACUACCCCACUGGUUGAAUACCCAAGAGCAGGGUUUUUCCCCCCGCCAAAGAGCCAGUUAUCAGACGGGGAGGGCUGAUGUUGACAGUAGCCUUAUGCGGAGGCUCAGGCAUGUUGUGUAGAACUCGCACGAGAGGGCUUUGAUUCUGAAAUUCGGUAUUUUUAGUGUCUUUUAAAUUAUCUCGGUAAAUCACAAAAACCUGUGUCUCCUCAUUUUCCCUCAUUGGUUCCCACCACAAAUCCCACACCAAGAAGAAAACUGGUUUUAAGUUGAAGGAUAUAUGUGCAGCCUCCUGGAGCACUGGAGGUUGUGUUGAUUGGAUGUAUAAGUAGACCAGGUGGAAGGCAUGUCCCCUCUCUCCUCUCCACCUGGUUCCCCCACUGGCCUGGAAACAAUGCUGUAGAGGACACUUCCUAUUGUAUUCCUUUUACUAAGUAAAGUCUGAAUUUUGGGACCUGUCCCAGGAGUGCCUUCUGUUCAGUGUUUCUUUGUGGGAUUUGGUAAUCAGAUACAGUUACCUCUAUGGAUCCAUAUGUCCCGGAUAUUCUGAUUUCAAGAUCAUGUCCUGUAGAGCCUGAGGUGAAAUAACGCAAAGAGUAUCCAGUUUAUCCAGCAACACCCGUACCCAACAGCAGAAUACAGAUCAGCGGGCAUUUGGAAUUUGCACCUGAGGCGUCUCUCAUUUGGUCACUUACCCCAGCAGUAUAUGAUCAGGUUGUCAAUUUUGCUCAGCUCCUUAGUCUACAAAUACUGAACCAACAAGCUGCUGGAUGUUCAGCACCUAGUCUGGCCGAAGUGCUGAUGAGCUCACCCCACUGUGACUGUCUUCAGAUUCCAUGCUUAGGAGUUGCUUUGAGAUGCAAUUCUGACUUCGCACUCCUCUGCUGAAAUUCCAUGGGGCUAAUUGCGGACUUGAAGUGUACCGCCCACAUGGUCAAUGUGGACCUUUGUACCAACCCAGCCUGUCCAUCGCUUCUGAAUAGCAUUCUUCUGGCACAUGGCUUUUUUGGCCUUGAACUAUCUGCAGUUCCUUGAGGUUUCCACAGUCCUGCACUUUUUGCAUCUUCUGUCACUGAAGUGUCUGUGUUCCUUGUUAAUGCCUGUCCACACUUUAUGAACCUGCACACGUGUCUGUCACUGUGAUAAUAUAACCGUCACUUUCUUUUCCAUUAGAAAGCUUCUGGAAAGCUGGGACUGCCCUUCAUUGUAUAGUUUGAGAGACUGAAGCUGUAACAUAUACGCAUAGUAACUCUCCGUGUUUCCCCAACCGUGUGGGGGCGCAGUUAGAGGUCAGAACAAAGCCAUGGAAGCUCGUGCUCCAGGAUCUGGUUCUUCUGGUCCUGAUGUCCGGGGUCACCUCUGCCCUCUACCCUUUUCAUGCCUUGAUUGUUGCAUUCUUGUGUGAGCUAUCCCGAACAUCCUUGUAAUAAAUUCUCAUGUUUGCUUCGGCUGGU